Messenger RNA from Teleopsis dalmanni, 1474 nucleotides. RefSeq lists its product as uncharacterized. The coding region runs from base 78 to 1379 and encodes 433 amino acids. Lineage: Eukaryota; Metazoa; Arthropoda; Insecta; Diptera; Diopsidae. The record is from RefSeq and is a predicted model, not a curated record. The transcript has 2 exons.
UCUUACAAAAAUAAAAUAAAAUCAAAUAUUUAAAAAUUAUUUGGCAAUUGAGGAGCUUAAUUUGUUGUCCUUCCAAAAUGAUUAAGCCUAGAUUAUAUUCUGCAGCUCCACAACUUAAGCCAGGCCUUUCUUUUAGUAAUGAACCACAACUGCGUAAUACAUCGUCAAUGAAAUAUGAGCACCCAUCUGUAUCUCUUCAAAAUCCAAUUAAAAAAGGUUCAAACAUAGACUUACACAAAAAAGAAAAACCAAAAGAUGCUGAUGAAGAGCUUUAUAUACGUAAGAGCUUAUAUGAUUGGAUAACUGAAGAUCUUGAUCGCUUUGGACGUAGUGUAUUUUACAAAAGAUUUGUGCUCGUGGCUAAAAACAGAGAAGAUUUUCCGCGUCCCAAGUAUGGUGUCGAUGGUGAAAAGAUCGAUCCAGAUACUGAUAUAAGUUUUUAUUGGGCUUUUCGCCUAGAACUCGAUAAAAUGCUUGAUAUUUGCUACAAGAGUAUGUUUCUUACAGAAAAAAUAACCGGAUUGUUUUUAUGCAUGGGUGAGUACACUAUAUUGUUACUUGAAGGAGCAGAAGAAUUUUUAAAAGACUUCAAUGAAAUGCUUGUGGAAAUUGCGGAUAAAUAUUGGUUAGCCAAUAAAAUUUUUCAUGUAGAGGAUAAAAUUAAUGAGACCUACUUUCAAUAUUGUGCUUCAUUCCGCUGUGCACAAAUGAAUAUAAAUGAAAAAUUUCCACCGAAUACCGUAACCGAUAAGCAUCUAAUUGUAGAGCAACACAACAUAAUAAAAGAGAAACUACUGUCACUUUACGAAAGGUUAAGCCCGAUUGUAACAAAACCGAAGCAUGCUGAGGUGUUUAAGGAAGAAACCUGGAAGGUACGUAGAGCUGCUAUGAGAAAGCACGAAGAACAAAAAAAAAUAAAUGCAGAUGCACAUUUUGAUAAGGUGCCUCAGCGGUUUUUAGUACCUUGCUCCUUUAAAGAAGUAGAAGAGAUGGAAGAGCAGGAAUCACGCACAGCUAUUUGGUCAAGUUCAAGUGACGAAAUCUUAGAAGAGGUGGAGUUUCUACCACCAUUGGAAUUUAAUAAACUUUUACCAGAGGCACAACGCAUUGAUAUCGUACUAAAUUGCGAAAGGUUCUAUCGUUCGUUGAGACAAGCCCUAAAUCUUUUAAAUGUCACAGUUGUAAUGCCGGAUGAAGAAGCAUUGAUUUGGCCAAUUCCAUACAAUUUCCUACCGCUUGGAAUUUUUGAGAGGUCACCAUAUGAUGUAAAUCUGACAUUUCCCAAUUACAAAGUUGCAGAAGUUGGUGAAGAAGAUAAAGAAGAAGAUGAAGAAAUUGGUGAAGAGGAAGAAGCAGAAGAAGACCCUAUUUUCAUGUGAACUAUAUUUUAAUUAUUUAUUUAUUAAAGAAUAUUUAUUUUGACUUGAUUGUGAAUUGAUAUGAAUUUGUUUUGUGAAUAAUAAAUUUAUUAAAU